Molecule: messenger RNA, 810 nt
Organism: Fusarium redolens
Lineage: Eukaryota; Fungi; Ascomycota; Sordariomycetes; Hypocreales; Nectriaceae
Exons: 5
Coding region: 1-810 (269 amino acids)
Biological process (GO): protein phosphorylation; regulation of mRNA processing; spliceosomal complex assembly
Molecular function (GO): ATP binding; protein kinase activity
Source: RefSeq, a predicted model, not a curated record
AUGCCUCCUCCUAACAGGAUUGGCACUACUAACUGCAGCGACUUUGUAGACUUAGAGGAUAAACACAAGUUUAAUAAAGUAGCAGAAGAUCUAGAACUUUAUACCUGGGGCUCUUACUAUCCUACCUACAUCGGGGACAUCCUUGCCAAUAGGUAUUGCAUAGACUACAAGCUGGGCCAUAGUGGUUUCUCUGUUGUCUGGAUGGCUUAUAAUAUGCAUAGCAAGAGAGAUAUCGCCCUUAAGAUUAUGGUACUAGGAGACUCUGGAGAGCGUGAGUGCUAUAUGCAGGAUGAGAUUAAAAACUCUGUGUCAGAUACCUCUUGUCUUCUGGUAUACCAGGAUACGUUUCUUAUUACGGGCUCCUGUGGCCACCUAAAUAGUGCAAACGUUAUGAUGAUUUUACUAUCUAUACAGCAGAAGCCAGGAGAGCUAGUUAUGCCGAUAGCUCUACGGAAGGAGCUGGUAAUGCAAAGAGGGCAGCUACCUGCUAUAUACUGUGCCUCAGAGCGAGUACAUGGCGUAGACCUAAGCUUUAUAUCUGAUAUGUGGAGCUAUAUGUGUUUAUUUGUAGAGUUAUAUGGCGACUCGUGCGAUCUUGAAUGGUAUAACCAACAUCAGAAGCCUAGUCCCCACCUCGGCCUCGAAGAUAAGAUACUGCGACUUCGGCCUGAUAUUAAUACUACCGAAUUACGACUUAUCCUAGAUAUCUUGCGAUGGGGAUUCUUGUAUCUGCCGGAGCACCGCCUGACCGCAGUGCAGCUUCUGGAUAGUGUCUUAUUUAAGGACCUAAUGGCUAUCUAUAGACUAUGA